AUGGCCGCCUUGACUCCCGUUGCUGUGACACUUUCUGAGGACAAAGUACCGACUAAAGAGAAUGUACGGGACAUUAUCGGCACCUUCUUGGCUGAAGAAUGGCCAUCUGUGGAUCCAGAGACCUUAACCAUGUUAUACCAUGCAUCGUUUGCCAACGCCCACUGUCCUGUGGAGCGAUCGAAGCCUGCUGCUGGUACACCUACUGAGCCCUUGAAGGUGUUCAUCAAAUUUCAUAAUGACACCGGGGGCAGCCUCGAAAUCUUCAAGCCUCUGGCACCAACAAAGCAUGAGGAAGCACUUCUCUGCUAUGAGUACGGUAAGACUGGACUAGGACCUAAAGUCUAUGGAUUCUUCAAGACACGGGAUGGCACACUCGGUAGAAUCGAUGAGUUCCUGGACGCACGUAACAUGGAACCAGAGGAUGUUGAGAAUUCGGCUAUUCGAGCGGAUGUUGCUAAAGCACUGGCAACGUUUCAUGUUUUGCAGACAUCACUAGAGAAAAAGGCUGUGAAAUCAUACUACGAAGCUGUCAUCAGCGGACUCAAGAAUUACCACAUGAUGGACAAGUUGAAGGCGCUUGGGAAGGAAGGAGGGGUCACUAUCGACAAACUAGUUGAGUAUGACUUUGGGAGGCGGCUGAGAAGUGUGGUGGACAAGCUGGAAUCCAUAGGAGGAAAAACAGGAUGGUGUAUUCACGACAUCCAAUUCAUGAACGUGAUGGUGAAAAAUAAUCCGAAGGACGGGGAGAGUAAAGUCACCCUGAUUGACUUUGAGUUCGUGAUGCAGAACUACCGAGCAUUUGACAUUGGUGGGCACUUCAUGCAAAAGAUGUUCAAGUGGUUCGACGAGGAGAGCAAGAUAGCAGGCUGCAGGAAAUAUACCGAGGAGGAGAAAAGACACUUUUGUGACGAGUAUGCCAGACAGUGGAACAAACUUACAGGUGAUGAAGAUACCGGGGCUCAAGUAUUCCUGGAAUCCGAAUACGGAUAUCUGUUGGCCAUCACUUUUGACAUCCAUAACAUGCUUUGCUUCAUGGAUGAACAAGAUGACAAGGAUCGCUUGAAUCUGCUCGGACUAAACAAGCUGUUCGAUGAGUUUGUGGAUCAGUAUGCCAAACUAAAUUUAAAAGAUUCAUAA
This is a messenger RNA of Penicillium subrubescens, 1137 nucleotides long. Its product is annotated as kinase-like domain-containing protein. NCBI's taxonomy places the organism in Eukaryota, Fungi, Ascomycota, Eurotiomycetes, Eurotiales, Aspergillaceae. Gene Ontology annotation, cellular component: cytoplasm. Gene Ontology annotation, biological process: phosphatidylcholine biosynthetic process; phosphatidylethanolamine biosynthetic process. The coding region runs from base 1 to 1137 and encodes 378 amino acids. Gene Ontology annotation, molecular function: ethanolamine kinase activity; choline kinase activity. The record is from RefSeq and is a predicted model, not a curated record. The transcript has a single exon.